GCUUUUAGCUACAAGAGAGGAGGAAGCUGCGUGCGGCGUGCGGCGUGCCUCGCUUCACCGGACUCGACUCGACGUCGUCGAGCAAAAAAGCAGGGUGGUUUGGAAUCAAAAUCCGUAGGGCGAGCGGCCGCGGGGGGAGCCCACGGCAUCCCUAUCUUCCUCCUGCUCGCGUGGUUGGCUGGCUGGUUCGCCCUCUCCGCCAGAGGGAGACCUCUCCCCCCACCUUGGGCCGUUUUGCCUUGUCGUGGCGCUCUCGUACGCGGCCAGCGGGGAAGUUACCGCCCGGCCUCGUUCCGUACGGGCGGUUGAUAGCGAGUUAGUGAGAGGCGCGACAGGCGUGGGGGCGAGCGAGGUAGCUUUGGUUUAGGCGAGGUGGUUUUGAGGGAAGGUGCUAGAAGUAGAAGGAGGGGGGCGAGGAGGAGUGUGGACUGCGCCUUGGCCUCGCUUUGCUUUGUGGGUGCCUCGCUUUGCUUGGUCUGGUUGGUUGGUUGGCCUCCCGCUCGCUACGGGCCAAGCCGACGGACAAAUCUUGGUCUUGGGCGCGCCGCCGCGGAAGGAUUCGGCUCCGAGGACCGAUUCCUUGUUCCCUCUCGCGACGAUUCGACGAGGUUUGCUGCCAUGGCGGCGGCAGGCGUGACGCAUUGAGGCGGCGCGUGCGGGGCCGGGGCCGGGCACAUGGAUCUGGAAGCCGCGGGCGGCGCGGCGGCGGCGCACGGGAAGAGGUGGCGUGGGGAGUCAUGGCGCGCGACGCUGCUGCUCGCGUACCAGAGCCUCGGGGUGGUGUACGGCGACGUGGCCACGUCGCCGCUCUACGUCUACAAGAGCGCCUUCGCCGGCGACGACAUCCAGCACUCGGCGGGCAACGAGGAGAUCUACGGCGUCCUCUCUUUCGUCUUCUGGACGCUGACCCUCAUCACCCUUGUCAAGUACGUGCUCAUCGUGCUCCGCGCGGACGACGGCGGGGAGGGCGGCACCUUCGCGCUCUACUCCCUCAUCUGCCGCCAUGUCCGCGCUGGCCUGCUGCCCGGUGGCGGCACCAGAGAUGAGCUCAUGGAGGAAGACAAGGUCACGGGGCGUCGCGGCGAGCGGCCCGUGUCAAGGGUCAGGGCGGUGUUGGAGAAGUACAGGGUGCUGCAGAGGCUGUUGCUGCUGUUCGCGCUGCUGGGGACCUGUAUGGUCAUCGGCGACGGCGUGCUCACCCCUGCAGUCUCCGUGUUUUCUGCGGUAUCUGGGCUCGAGUUGUCGAUGGAAAAGGAGCAGCACAAAUAUAUAGAACUUCCUGUGGCUUGUGCCAUACUUAUAUGCUUAUUUGCACUGCAACACUAUGGGACACACAAAGUUGGGUUUCUUUUUGCACCAAUAGUAUGCAUUUGGCUUCUCUGCAUAAGUGCAAUAGGUCUCUACAAUAUCAUCCAUUGGGACCACCAUGUCUAUCGAGCCCUCUCGCCAUACUACAUGUACCAAUUCCUCAAGAAGACUCAGACUGGUGGCUGGAUGUCACUGGGUGGAAUCCUUCUAUGUGUAACAGGCUCUGAAGCCAUGUAUGCAGAUCUUGGACACUUCUCACAAUCGUCAAUUCAGAUUGCAUUCAUAUCUGUGGUCUAUCCUGCUCUUGUACUGGCUUAUAUGGGACAGGCUGCUUUUAUUUCACAACAUCACAACUUUGAGAGUAGUUAUCAUAUUGGAUUUUAUGUGUCAGUACCAGAAUCACUCAGAUGGCCUGUUCUGGUGAUUGCAAUACUUGCUGCUGUAGUUGGAAGUCAAGCAAUUAUUACGGGAACCUUUUCCAUAAUCAAGCAGUGCUCUUCAUUAAGUUGUUUUCCUGGAGUGAAGCUUGUGCAUACAUCCUCUACAGUGCACGGUCAGAUAUACAUACCAGAAAUCAAUUGGAUGCUGAUGGUACUGUGCCUGGCUGUUACUAUUGGCUUCAGAGACACAAAGCACUUGGCAAAUGCACAAGGGUUGGCGGUAAUAACGGUUAUGCUUGUCACCACAUGCUUAAUGUCACUCGUUAUUGUGCUUUGCUGGAACAAGAGUAUCUUCCUUGCCAUUGGUUUCCUGCUUUUCUUUGGCACAAUUGAAGUACUCUACUUCUCAGCUUCUCUUGUCAAGUUUCAUGAAGGUGCUUGGGUCCCUAUUACUCUUUCUUUCAUAUUUAUGGUAGUCAUGUGUGUCUGGCACUAUGGCACAAUAAAGAAGUACGAGUUCGAUGUCCAAAACAAGGUAUCAGUAAACUGGCUCUUAAACCUUGGUCCUUCACUGGGCAUUGUCCGCGUUCGAGGCAUUGGGCUAAUACAUACAGAACUAAUGUCUGGAAUUCCAGCCAUUUUCUCCCACUUUGUCACCAAUCUGCCUGCAUUUCACCAGGUGCUGGUCUUUCUUUGUGUUAAAUCAGUUCCAGUGCCACACGUGCAACCUGAAGACCGAUUUCUCGUGGGUCGCAUUGGUCCAAAAGAGUACAGGCUGUACAGGGUUAUUGUCAGGUAUGGGUAUCGUGAUGUGCAGAAGGAUGACCUAGAGUUUGAGAAGGAGCUAGUCAGCAACAUUGCAGAGUUCAUCCGCAGCUCCGGGGAAUGUGACAAGAAUGGUUUUGUGGAGGAUACAGAUAGGCCCUCUGAUAAAUUGUCUCCAGUUAGCACUGGAAUUCCACUGUGGGAAGAGGAUGGGGACCUUGAUGCAUCAGCAUCUCCUCACAAGGAUAUAGACGCACAGAACAUAGCACCCAAGCGAAAGAAAGCAAGGUUCAUGAUACCAAAGAGCGCCCAGGUGGACAGUGAGGUGCGCCGCGAGCUGCAGGAGCUCAUGGACGCAAGGGAGGCAGGCAUGUCCUUCAUCCUGGGGCACUCGUACAUGAAGGCGAAGAGUGGAUCAAGUUUCAUAAAGCGAAUUGUGAUAAACUUCUACGAGUUCUUGAGAAAGAACAGUCGCAGCCCUUCGUACGCCGCAAACAUACCUCAUGCUUCCACCCUAGAGGUAGGAAUGGUCUACCAGGUCUGAUAGCACCAGCAGCUGUAUAAAAGGUUGAGAUGAGACAGUGUUCUGCCACCCCGCCUGUACAUACCACCUUGUCGCCUAUACGCUAAGGCGUUGACACAGUGACAGAAGUAGUGACCCUGGAGCACAGCACGGGCUAACAACACACCUGCAGACCUUUGGAGAGCCCAACCGGGAUUUUUGUCCGUAAAGCCUUCUGUUGUGCUGUUCCUUGUUUUUUUUAAAAAAAAUUUGUGAUGUGUUUGCUGCUGCUCUUGACUUGUUGAGGUACUUGUGAAGAUGUAAUUGUAAGUCUGUAAGACUGACUAGCAAAAUAGCAUUUUUGAUGUUCAGCGACUUCUGUAGUUGUCACUUUUUUUAGCUUUUUUUAGGAGCUGUAGUUCUGUCACUUCUCUGUACUUCCAGUGUAUAGUUUUAGCAUUACAGCAAGUAACACAACAUUCAGUUGUUUAA
Molecule: messenger RNA, 3447 nt
Organism: Panicum virgatum (switchgrass)
Lineage: Eukaryota; Viridiplantae; Streptophyta; Magnoliopsida; Poales; Poaceae
Product: potassium transporter 25-like
Exons: 9
Coding region: 676-2997 (773 amino acids)
Biological process (GO): potassium ion transmembrane transport
Cellular component (GO): membrane
Molecular function (GO): potassium ion transmembrane transporter activity
Source: RefSeq, a predicted model, not a curated record